Messenger RNA from Lathyrus oleraceus (garden pea), 2381 nucleotides. RefSeq names its product 65-kDa microtubule-associated protein 5. NCBI's taxonomy places the organism in Eukaryota, Viridiplantae, Streptophyta, Magnoliopsida, Fabales, Fabaceae. Gene Ontology annotation, molecular function: microtubule binding. The record is from RefSeq and is a predicted model, not a curated record. The coding region runs from base 212 to 1915 and encodes 567 amino acids. Gene Ontology annotation, cellular component: spindle; cytoplasm. Gene Ontology annotation, biological process: microtubule cytoskeleton organization. The transcript has 11 exons.
GAAAUGUGAAGUAGUAGUACUCUACGGUGUUUUGAAUUUUCGAAUGAUUCAAUUUCAAAGAAAACUCAAAUCAAGGGAUUUUCAUUCACUCAUCAUUAUUACCAAUACUACUAAAUACCAAUCAAUUUCGCCAACGUUUCAAACUGUUACCGUUUUUCAUUUCCGAUUCCUUUUUUUCUAGGGUUUCGUUUCGUCUUCUUUCUCCGCAAAAAUGGCAUCCUCACCUCCUUCAUUCUCUCCCUCUCGCACUACUUGUGCUUCUCUCCUCCGUCAAUUGCAGAUGAUAUGGGAUGAGAUUGGAGAGAGUGACAAUGAUAGAGACAAUAUGCUGCUUCAACUGGAGCAAGAGUGCCUUGACAUUUAUCACAGAAAGGUUGAGGAAACCAGAAAGCACAAAGCUGACUUGAAUAAGUUACUGGCUGAUGCUGAAUCUGAAGUCAGCAAUAUUGCUUCUUCUUUUGGGGAUUGCGUGUCGUUCUCUCGGGGAAAGGGCACUCUGAAGCAGCAACUAGCUAACAUCAGACCUGUCUUAGAGGACUUGAGGUCAAAGAAGGAUGAGAGAGUCAAGGAAUUUUUAAAAAUAAAGUCCCAAAUUUCUCAGAUAUGUGCUGAAAUAGCAGGCUCUGGACAGUCCAAAGAUGUCACGGAUCAAGAUCUUGAUCAGUGUGAUCUAACAACAAAGAAAUUGGGGGAACUCAAAUUGCAUCUCGAUGAACUUCAAAAUGAAAAGAUAUUGCGCCAGCUGAAAGUGAGGAAUCACAUCAGUAUUAUUAGCGAGCUUUCAGCAGUAAUGUCAGUUGAUUUUAAGAAGACUUUAAAUGAAGUCCACCCAAGCUUGAGUGAUUCAUCAAAUGGUGCACCGCUAAGCAUUAGCAAUGACACUCUUGCUACAUUAACUGGGGUUGUUCAUUCAUUAAAGCAGGAAAAGCAACAAAGGCUACAAAAGGUACAAGAACAUACCAAGUUUUUGGUAGAGUUAUGGGAUCUCAUGGAGAUGCCAAUUGAUGAGCAAAAAGCCUUUAGCCAUGUUACUAGAUUAAUUUCGGCAUCGGUUGAUGAAGUGUCAAUCCGAGGAUGCCUUUCUGCUGAUGUCAUUAAGCAGGUUGAGGUUGAAGUUCAGCGCUUAAAUGUUUUGAAAGCCAGUAAGAUGAAGGAGUUAGUGUUUAAAAGACAGAAUGAACUUGAAGAAAUUUACAGAGGAGUUCAUAUGGAUGUAGAUAGUGAAGCUGCUAGACAGAUUCUGACCAGCCGCAUAGAAUCUGGUAAUAUUGAUAUGUCUGAAUUGCUUCAAAGCAUGGAUGAUCAAAUCAAAAUGGCCAAAGAGCAAGCUCUAAGCAGAAGAGAUAUCUUAGAUAGGGUGGAGAAGUGGAAAUUUGCAUCCGAGGAGGAAAAGUGGUUAGAUGAAUAUGAAAAGGAUGAAAAUCGAUAUAGUGCAGUAAGAGGAGCACAUAAAAAUUUGAAGCGUGCAGAGAAAGCACGGAUUCUUGUCAGCAAGAUUCAAUCUAUGGUAGAGAAUUUGACUGCAAAAGUGAAGGCAUGGGAGACGGAAAAAGGAAUUCCUUUCUUAUAUGAAAAGGUUCCAUUGCUGCAAAGCUUGGACGAAUACAAUGUACAGCGGCAAUUGAGAGAAGAAGAGAAGCGGAAAUCUCGGGAGCAGAAGCGGCUUACUGAACAACUUUCUGUAGAGCAAGAAGCAAUGUUUGGUUCAAAAUCUGCAACAAAGAAGCCUCUAAGCCAGAGUACUCAUGCCAACACCAUAGCUGGGACACCAACUGGGCGCCGAGUGCAAACACCUUCAAGCCGUUAUGGAACCUCGGGCGCAAAGGAUCGUAGAGAAAGUGGCAGAAUGAAUAACAUAAUUCCAGUUAACUAUGUUGCUCUUCCGAAAGACGAUUCUGCUUCAAGGGACAGUUAAAGCUGCCUCUCAAGUUAGAGACAUGUAAAUCAGUUUUCUAUGUAAAUGUGCUUAUUCUAGAAGCUGUGUUUCCUUUUGGAGCUUUAUACGAAAGCUUUGCUCUCUACAAAUAGAGAUUGAUUUUAACAUGGGGGGUUGAUUGUGAAUUCUUACAUGACAGAUGACAAUACUUGUUGUAGGCUCGACACAGAAAUGUCAUAUAAACUGUGGGCUAAUAGAAAUAAAUUUGAGAAAACUCAUCCUCACUCUUCCACUGUAGUGGUUUGAAUAGGUAUGUAGUUUUAAACUUUUCUAGAAUUGGAGCGGAAGUUUGCUACUGAGUAAAACAUUUGAUAAAGAGAUUUUUUCAAUUUAAUUAAUAAUUCUAUUAGGUUUUGGAUGAUAAUUUGAUGAACUAUAUGCUAUUUGGAUGAUGAAUCAUUGUAAUUUGUUGAGCUAUUAGGGUUAAUAUUGUUUUAGUAUGAUA